AGGGUUGCUGCUGGCUGCUGACUUGUGUUGUGGAGGAGACCGAAGCAGAAACAUGGCAAAAUCUGGCAGCGGGGAUGAAAACUCUCCCUCGCCCAGUAAACAGAACCGUUCGUUAAAGCAACAAAAUGCCGUGGACGAUUUAGUGCAGUCGGUUACUCUUCACACACCCCGUCCUUUGCUGCUUCACGGCUAUGUAUUCCCUUUUCUUGUUCUGUACCCUGCGUGGCUGUAUGGCUGGCUGUUUGUGUACGGUGUUUCUGAUCAUCUAGAGGCAGGAUUCACUGGCCUUGCAGCUCUUGGAGUUGUGCAAGUUUUGAUCUGUCUCUUCUGCCACUGGUCGGUGCAUGUGAGGUGUUUCCUGACGUGUGGAACGGUGAAAGAUUUCAGGAAGGCUGAAGUUGCCAAAGUAGUACCCACUGACAACAACGGGUCAUCAGAAUUGGUCCGAGUUCAUUUCUUUAAGGAUGAGGACAGAAAUGAUUGUCUAUGGUUCAUCUUCCAAAAAACAAAAUAUGUGUGGAGCAAUGAGAGGAAGUGCUUCCAAGGAUUGCUAUUCCCUGUCAACGAUAGUUAUGGUGCAUACAUGGAUUGGAAAGGUUAUCAAGAAGAGACUGACAUUCAAAAGGCAGAAAGCUUUUAUGGCAAGAACCAGCUUGAUAUGGUUGUACCAGAGUUCUCUGAGUUAUUCAAAGAACGUGCCACGGCUCCAUUCUUUGUAUUCCAAGUAUUUUGCGUAGCCUUGUGGUGUCUGGAUAAAUAUUGGUAUUACUCAAUAUUUACUCUCAUAAUGCUGGUUCUUUUCGAAUGUACUCUUGUGCAACAGCAAUUGAGAAACAUGGCGGAAAUCCGUAAGAUGGGAAACAAGCCUUACUCUAUUCAGGUCUUCAGGAAUCGUCGUUGGAGACAAAUUCUUACUGACCAACUGGUUCCUGGUGACAUUGUGUCCAUUGCUAGAUCUCAAAAUGAUAAUUUGGUCCCAUGUGAUAUGUUGCUCCUGAGAGGCCCCUGUAUUGUGGAUGAAAGCAUGCUGACUGGUGAAAGUGUGCCACAAAUGAAGGAACCCAUUGAAAAUGUCAUGGAUUUAAAUCAGCCUCUGGACAUGGAGGCAGAUGGUAAACUACAUGUGCUUUUUGGAGGAACUAAGGUUGUUCAGCACACUCCACCAAGCAAAACAUCUGCUGGUCUGAAAGCUCAAGAUAAUGGAUGUGUAGCAUAUGUUCUUCGUACUGGAUUUAAUACUUCUCAAGGAAAGCUCCUUCGCACAAUUUUGUUUGGCGUCAAACGUGUAACUGCAAACAAUAUGGAAACAUUUGGCUUCAUCAUGUUUUUAUUAGUUUUCGCACUGGCUGCAGCAGGCUAUGUGUGGGUUAAAGGCUCUGCUGAUCCUGAGCGCAAUCGGUACAAGCUAUUUUUGGAAUGUGCCUUGAUUUUAACAUCAGUUGUGCCUCCUGAAUUACCCAUUGAAUUAUCUUUAGCUGUGAAUGCUUCAAUACUCUCACUUUCAAAGCUAGCUGUAUUUUGUACAGAACCCUUCCGUAUACCCUUUGCUGGGAAAGUUGAAAUUUGCUGCUUUGAUAAAACUGGCACUUUAACAAGCGAUAAUUUGGUUGUAGAAGGGAUAGCAGGUCUUAAAGGGAGACCAGGAGUAAUUCCAAUAUCUGAUGCUCCACUGGAAACUGUGCAAGUUUUGGCAACCUGUCAUGCCUUAGCGCAUCUGGAUGAUGGUUUGGUAGGGGACCCACUUGAGAAAGCCACUCUUACUGCUGUUGAUUGGAACCUCACUAAAGCCGAUGCAGUUAUUCCUAAACGAGGAAAAUCGCCAGGAAUCAAAAUAUACCACCGCCAUCACUUUUCAUCGGCUCUGAAGCGCAUGUCAGUUGUUGCUGGAUACACACUGCCAGGCAGCACGGACACAACAUACAUUACUACUGUCAAAGGAGCACCUGAAACAAUUAAAGACAUGCUUGCAUAUGUGCCCAGUGACUACAACCAAGUGUAUCUAGAACUAUCAAGGCGUGGUGCUCGUGUCCUGGCUCUGGCAUGGAAAGAAAUUGGACGUCUUACCCAGAGUCAGGCUCGUGACUUAAAGAGAGAGGAACUAGAAAAAGAUUUGACCUUUGCUGGUUUUGUGAUUAUUUCCUGUCCUCUAAAGACUGACUCAAGAAAAGUAAUCACUGAAAUACAAAAUGCCUCUCAUAAGGUUGUGAUGAUAACAGGAGACAAUCCUUUAACCGCAUGCCAUGUAGCAAAAGAACUACGUUUCACAUCUAAAGGGACAACUCUGAUUUUUACUUUAUCAUCUUCUAAUAAAUGGGUUUGGGAAAGUAUUGAUCAGACUUUGCAAAUAUCCCUAGACAAGAGCAUUCAGGAUAAAACUUUCAGUAAUUCAUAUGAUCUAUGUGUAACUGGAGAGGGUUUAGCAUAUCUGUACGAAAAUUAUCAGAAAUUCUGGUACAACAUUCUUCCUCACAUUCAAGUUUUUGCAAGAGUUGCACCCAAGCAAAAGGAAAUGGUUAUUGUUGGCCUAAAAGCCCUAGGCUACACAACCCUCAUGUGUGGGGAUGGUACCAAUGAUGUUGGUGCUUUGAAACAUGCACAUAUUGGUGUUGCAAUCCUAACAAAUGCUCCUGAGAGACUUCCAAGUAAGAAAGAUAAAGAUAAGAGAAAGAGAGAGACAGAAGAGAGUGAUCUUUCUCAACGUCCUGUGGCCCGAGCUCCCCCACCGAGGUUGAGUCCCCGACAGUUGGCUGACCCCCGUCAGGCUGCACUUCACCGAGCUCAAGAGCAAAUUCAAAAGCUCAUGAAGGAAGUUGAAGACAUGGAUCAACCUCAAAUAGUAAAAUUAGGGGAUGCCAGCAUUGCUGCUCCCUUUACUAGCAAGCUCUCAUCUAUUCAAUGCAUUUGCCAUGUAAUUAAACAAGGACGGUGCACUCUUGUCACAACGUUACAGAUGUUUAAAAUUCUUGCUCUCAAUGCUCUUAUCCUGGCGUACAGCCAAUCAGUCUUGUAUGUAGAUGGAAUUAAGUUAAGUGAUAUGCAAGCAACAUUGCAAGGACUUUUGCUAGCCACCUGUUUCCUUUUUAUUUCUCGAUCCAAGCCUCUGAAAGUCCUGUCUAAAGAAAGGCCUCUUUCCAAUAUUUUUAACUUCUACACUAUAUUGACAGUGUUAGGCCAGUUUGCAGUUCACUUUGUGUGCUUGAUCUAUCUAGUACAUGAAGCUACUAUUCGCUCUCCCCCAAGGGAUGGUAAAAUUACCCUCAAUAUGGAUAUUGAGGAUGAAGAGCCGCAGGAGUUUGUUCCAGGCAUUCUCAAUAGUACAGUGUACAUCAUUUCCAUGGCAUUGCAAGUUGCCACUUUUGCCAUCAAUUAUAGAGGCCACCCAUUCAUGGAGAGCUUGAACGAAAACCGACCACUCAUGUUCAGUAUCAUGGGUUCCACUGCAUUUAUUUUUGCUCUUGCUUUGGGUGUGUUCCCUGAUGUAGCCACACUUUUCGAGAUUGUAGACUUCCCACUUGAAUUCCGCAUCAUCUUGGUCCAAGUUCUCUGUGCUGACUUUGCCUUGUCUUACAUUGUUGAUAGAUUCUGUUUGUGGUUAUUUGGAGAGGGGAGACUUAGCAUAAAGUAAGGUGUUUUUCGACCAAUUAAAUCUUUCACAAAGAAUCUUGUGACUUCUUCUCUGGGAUCACAACCUCACAAGGUUCUGAAAAGAGACUGUUUAAAACAAUUGCUCUUGUAUCUUAUUGUUAUUAUUGUCUGAAGGUGGAACUGGAUAAGAAUGUUGGUGGUUGAUCUUUUUUAAAAAAAAUGGAUAAUGGGUAUUUUCUAAUGGUGUUAAAAUUUAAACCCUCUUUGGAGGGGCACCUUUAUUGAUGGUGUUCUCUUUUACUGUUGAAUUGUAAAAUUUGAAGUUAGAUUCUUUUAUUGUUUAAUGUGAUGUAAUUUAGUAAUGUAUUAAUUACUCAUUCAGUUUACGAAGGUUCUCUGUGAUUCUGUUUAUGUCAAUGAUAGAUUUCCCUUUUGCCUUGGUCCACAAGUUUCAAUUUUGCAGAGAAUUUAUUUAUUGCUAUGUGCGAGGUAAUCACAUAUUCAUGUUGGUAUUCUAUUAUCACUAUUGUUGCUACUUGAAGCUUCUAUAUCAAGCAAAGUUUGAUCCUGUUUCCUCAACUUUCUGUCUAUUUCAAAGUUGGGCACUUUCUCAUACAUAGGAAUUACAAGUUGUUUGUAUUUAGAUGUAAGGAAAUGGACUGAGUGUUAUUUAAUAUUGCAAAAUUUUAAUCUCAUCUAACCUGCUUGUUCCAGAAGCCAGUCCUAUUUGUCUGAAGGACAGUUGUUGUUUUGUCUAAGUACAUGGAUUAUAUACUGAGCAUUGUUACACAUUUAUCAUCCAUGUUUCUGUUUGACAGUGGGAAUGUUUUCCUUAGGGACCAAUUUCAGAAUGCUGCAAUGAUGGAUGGAUGACCUGUUAAAUUAUUAGCCAAUGUCUAUUGCUGCCUGAUUUCAUACAGUCUCUAGAAUCAUAGUAAAUAGAUUUAAAGACAUGGUUUGGCUUGAAGUGGGCUGAAGUUACUGUAAAUGUUCCUUUAGUCCAAAAUUGACAUUCCAUGAAGCUCCAUAUUUAUUGUUUAAAGGAUUUGUUGAAAUGUAAAUCUCAAUCCACAAACGAGCAUAAAAUUUUCUUUAGGGAUCUAGAGCUCUGAAUAGAGGGAGAGCACGUGCACAGUAGAAAUUUUUUGUCUUUUUGUGUUUUGUUUGUUUUUUUUAAUUUUUUUUAAAGUUUGGUGUCUUGUUGGUCUAAGUUUUGAAUCAAAAUUUUUGUAAUGAUAAUUAUUACCCAGUAACAAAGAUAAAUUAUUACUUGGUAAAUAUUUGAUGGUCAAAGUCACAAGUCUGUGUUCAUUUGGUGUUGAACUGUAAGGUCAAAGUCAUUGUCUAAUCUUGUUAACAAUUGGUUGUAGAGAGAUGCUCCUAAUGUUGACCAAAGGAAUUUCUUAAAUCAUUUCAGUCAUCAAUUUACUUACUUUGAUGCCAAGGGAAGAUUUGUAAGAUAUUUUUGUUUUAUUUUGAUGAUGUAUUAUUCGAAGUAGGGUAAUUUAGUUGUGAACUCUUACUAGCAAGUUACAUUGCUUUUAAAUUCAGUUUGAUGCAAAGCAGAGAUUUUGCAAGCAAAUUUUUGUCGUUAGCAAUCCUGUCAGAAUCUUUCAAAAGUUACUGUAGGAUCGCUUUUGUUUAUUUUUAAACAUUUGUUUUUUUGUUGGUUCUUCUUUAAUGACAAAGUGGAGUAAGUGAACUGGUUGUGUGUACGCUGUCUUUUUCUUCUUAAUCUUCUGCCUGGCUUGCGCGUCUUGAGUGAGUGUGUUUAUGCGCUGUGAAUAAACAAACCAAACAAUUACCUCAUUUA
Molecule: messenger RNA, 5398 nt
Organism: Thrips palmi
Lineage: Eukaryota; Metazoa; Arthropoda; Insecta; Thysanoptera; Thripidae
Product: manganese-transporting ATPase 13A1
Exons: 20
Coding region: 53-3625 (1190 amino acids)
Biological process (GO): intracellular calcium ion homeostasis
Cellular component (GO): endoplasmic reticulum membrane
Molecular function (GO): P-type ion transporter activity; ATP binding; ATP hydrolysis activity
Source: RefSeq, a predicted model, not a curated record